This is a messenger RNA of Lymnaea stagnalis (great pond snail), 972 nucleotides long. Lineage: Eukaryota; Metazoa; Mollusca; Gastropoda; Lymnaeidae. The record is from the annotation of a GenBank genome assembly.
GCGGCAAACAUCAUGAAUAUUGUUGUCUACCUCCGACUAGGCAUCAAAGAUGGCAUCUCCGUCUGCUUCUUCUUCCUCUCCAUCUUGGAUCUGAUAUGCGUGAUUCUUUUAUCGGCCAACGACGGUUUUCUCGUGGGAACCUACGCGCUCCCCAAAACCUGGCCAGUGGACAGCGCCACGAUAACCGCGAUAACAACGUACUACUACACGCUGUUCGCCGACAUGUCACUGGUCACCACGACGUUCGUCGCCGUCCAAAGGUGCUGCUGUGUGGUGCUCCCGUUCACGUUCAAAUGCGUGUUCACUCGCAGCCGCACGUUCGUCAUCCUUGCAGCAUUGUCCCUGUCCUGUUUGGCCCUGUACCUCCCUGUGCUGACGUCGCAAGGUCUGCGCGAAGUCACGGACGCGUCCAGCAACGUCACGAGGUGGGUUCUGUGGACGUCACGUGACCGCGGCUUCAUUUACUCUGUCCGGAGCGUCACUACGCUCAUUGUGGUUGCGGCAUGUGAGGUCACCGUGAUCGCCUGUUUGUUCAUCUUCGCGUCAUCUCUCAGAGCUUCGGUUCAGUUUAGAGAUUCAAACGCCAAAGUUCGGAUCGGGGAACUAAAGGCGGAGAAUUCCAUUAAACAUGUGUCGAAACCUAGAAAAUGUUUGAACAAAGACUUAACUCAAAGUUUACCGAUCAAAACUGACACACAAAACAAGGACAACUGUUCCGAAAGACCCGGGAGGACCAAGCCCGCGAAAGAGUUGCAGCUCGUGAAGGCGACCUUCGUGCUCUCCCUGAUCUUCGUCGUGUGCAACGCGCCGAGGCUCGCCAUCUACAAUGCCUUACUGAUCGAGCCGGAAUUCAACGUGUCCAGACGCUACGAGAGCACGUACAUGCUCAGCAACGUGCUUCGUUUCACCGUGGAGGCCGUGAAUCUGUCAAGUAAUAUGUUUGUCUAUCUGAGGUUCAACAGGAAAUACAGA